AGAGAGAAGUGACUGCAACCUUCGACAGAUCGAAUUAACCCACCCAGUCAUUUGGCCCAAAUGAGAUAUUCAGCCUGUUGGGUUGAGCUCGCUUGUGCACAAAUUACAGGCCCAGAUCUAUUUAUGGCAAUUUAAGGAUCCCAUAUAUAAAAACCAAGCCAUUAAUCGCUCAGUUACAGACCGAUCUGCUCUAUUUUUCUUGCUAACCCGAGUUGCAUGUUCCGGAGAACUAAUUCCCAGAAGGAAGAGAUCUCAAGAUCAAUGGGGAAGCAAAAUAUAAAGGAAGAGAACAACAAUAUGGACGCAAGCAAGCCGAGCACCCAAAAUAUUGGAGUGAUUAUCUCUGUCUACGUCGAAUCACCCAAAACGCAAUCACCUCUCAUGAGGACGGUUCCCGUCAAGAAAACCAAGCCAAAACCUGUUUCCAAAAAGCCUCAAACCUCAAGAAAGCAAGUCGAGUACUCUGAUCGCAGGGCUCAGCUCCUUGCCUACGCUCGAGAGUUGCGAAGUAGUACUACUGCUGCUAGUGAUCCCCAAGAUCAGAUUCAAUUACCCAGAAACAAUUUGAAGGCUAAGCCCAAGCUCGAACAGGAAAAAUGGGAAUGGAUCAUGGCACCAGCAAGUAUAUGCUGUCCGUCACGUCGGAGGCUUGAACGCGCAAGGAGACAAUGGAGAUACGAGCGAGUACCUGUUGAAGAGAACGCUGAAAACGCAGAUCAGUUCUCGGUGGUUUCCGAAAGCAUCGGUGCCGGCAAAAAGAGAAAAAGCACCACAAGGAGAUCGUCUCGCAAUUCUACCAGCUUCCUUAAUAAAUUAAGGUGUAGGUUAAGGGAACUAUCUUGUUAGUUGCCAAAUAUGGACGAUCGAUGGCGGCAAUGUCGAUGAAUUAUUAGGUAUUUUAGGUAUCUGCUCAUAAUUCCUUGUUAUGUCAAUUAAAAUUAAUGUUUAUAUAAGUAAUUUUUAUUAUAUAGCAUGGAGAUACGAUAGAGUACUACGUAGUAUGUCAUUCAUCUUCAAAGAAUACCUACUAAUUUUUCUGAAUGAAGAUGCGAAAAAUCUAUUUAUCAUUUUUUUUUUAUCAUCAUCUUUUUAAUGAAAUAUAAUAAAUAAUUUUCAAUAAUUUAAUACGACAUCAUGGGAUCGAUGAUGAGAGAAUGAUAGUAAAAGGGACGAUAAGUAACAUUGUUCACUAAGAUAAGGUGCCUUAGAUCAUGGAUGAAGAAGUAGAUGCAUAUAUAUACCUGAAAGUGAAUGGUACUAAUUAUUGUCUUUUGCUUUUGAUCCAUGCACUUAUUGUGGAAAGUUUGUUAAUUAGUGAAAAUAAUCAAAAGAUCCGUUAUUUUCGAUCUCCAAUGUGUUGUGUUAGAUAUAGUUGUACGUGGGGGUUUCAUCAAGAUCCUGAUCAU
Messenger RNA from Carya illinoinensis, 1406 nucleotides. RefSeq lists its product as uncharacterized. The record is from RefSeq and is a predicted model, not a curated record. Bases 217 to 846 code for a protein of 209 amino acids. The transcript is spliced from 3 exons. Lineage: Eukaryota; Viridiplantae; Streptophyta; Magnoliopsida; Fagales; Juglandaceae.